Messenger RNA from Oncorhynchus tshawytscha (Chinook salmon), 345 nucleotides. RefSeq names its product beta-galactosidase-1-like protein. Gene Ontology annotation, cellular component: vacuole. Gene Ontology annotation, biological process: carbohydrate metabolic process. NCBI's taxonomy places the organism in Eukaryota, Metazoa, Chordata, Actinopteri, Salmoniformes, Salmonidae. The record is from RefSeq and is a predicted model, not a curated record. The annotation marks the transcript as partial. Gene Ontology annotation, molecular function: beta-galactosidase activity. The transcript has 4 exons.
GUGAACUCUGAGUUCUACACGGGGUGGCUGGACCACUGGGGGGACCAGCAUGCUCAGGUGGACACCCAGAAGGUCAGCAGGAUGCUGGGGGAGAUGCUCAGCAUGGGAGCCAGCGUCAACAUGUAUAUGUUUGAAGGAGGGACCAACUUCGGCUACUGGAAUGGAGCGGACCAUGAUAACAGGUUUAGGUCGGUAGUGACCAGUUAUGACUACAACGCCCCUCUGUCUGAGGCAGGAGACCCUACAGAGAAACUACUAGCCAUACGGGACACCAUCAGCAAGUUCAGAGACAUCCCUGUGGGUCCCAUGCCCCAGCCUCUCCCAAGAUGGCCUAUGGCUUUGUGA